This is a messenger RNA of Antrostomus carolinensis (chuck-will's-widow), 5088 nucleotides long. RefSeq names its product notch receptor 1 (gene NOTCH1). Gene Ontology annotation, cellular component: signaling receptor complex; cell surface; plasma membrane. The record is from RefSeq and is a predicted model, not a curated record. Gene Ontology annotation, molecular function: protein binding; calcium ion binding; signaling receptor activity. Gene Ontology annotation, biological process: Notch signaling pathway; multicellular organism development; axon guidance. NCBI's taxonomy places the organism in Eukaryota, Metazoa, Chordata, Aves, Caprimulgiformes, Caprimulgidae.
AUGGUCCCUGUCUCACUGUGUCCCACAGGUCAGACCUGCGAGAUCGACAUCAACGAGUGUGUGAAGAGCCCCUGCCGCAACGGGGCCACGUGCCAGAACACCAACGGGAGCUACCGCUGCGCCUGCAGGACCGGCUUCACUCGCCGCCACUGUGCAACGCACUGCAGGCCCAAUCCAUGCCACAAUGGUGGCUCCUGCUCCGAUGGCAUCGGUACGUUCUUCUGUGAGUGCCUGGCUGGCUUCCGUGGGCCCAAGUGUGAGGAGGACAUCAACGAGUGUGCCAGCAACCCCUGCAAAAACGGUGCCAACUGCACCGACUGCGUCAACAGCUACACCUGCACUUGCCCCUCUGGCUUCAGUGGCAUCCACUGCGAGAACAACACACCUGACUGCACAGAGAGCUCCUGCUUCAAUGGUGGGACCUGCGUGGAUGGCAUCAACACCUUCACCUGCAUCUGUCCACCUGGCUUCACGGGCAGCUACUGCGAGCACAACAUUAAUGAGUGCGACUCCAAGCCGUGCCUGAAUGGGGGCACAUGUCAGGACAGCUAUGGGACAUACAAGUGUACCUGUCCCCAGGGAUACACCGGGCUCAACUGCCAGAACCUGGUGAGAUGGUGUGACUCCUCUCCUUGCAAAAAUGGAGGCAAGUGCUGGCAGACCAACAACCUGUACCGCUGCGAGUGCAACAGCGGAUGGACAGGGCUCUACUGUGAUGUCCCCAGUGUCUCUUGCGAGGUGGCUGCUAAGCAGCAAGGUAUCGAUGUCGCACAUCUCUGCAGGAAUUCAGGGCUCUGCGUGGAUACCGGCAACACUCACUUCUGCCGCUGCCAGGCCGGCUACACUGGCAGCUACUGUGAGGAGCAGGUGGACGAGUGCUCCCCAAAUCCCUGCCAGAACGGAGCCACCUGCACGGACUACCUGGGAGGUUACUCCUGCGAGUGUGUGGCUGGUUAUCAUGGAGUUAACUGCUCCGAGGAGAUCAAUGAGUGCUUGUCCCACCCAUGCCAGAAUGGAGGAACCUGCAUCGAUCUCAUCAAUACCUACAAAUGCUCCUGCCCCAGAGGAACUCAAGGGGUGCACUGUGAGAUCAAUGUGGAUGACUGCAGCCCUUUCUUUGAUCCUGUCACCCUGGGGCCCAAGUGCUUUAACAAUGGCAAGUGCACGGAUCGGGUAGGUGGCUACAGCUGCAUCUGCCCACCUGGCUUUGUAGGGGAGCGCUGCGAGGGAGACGUCAACGAGUGCCUGUCCAACCCCUGCGAUGCCCGCGGCACCCAGAACUGCGUGCAGCGGGUCAAUGACUACAAAUGCGAGUGCCGACCUGGCUACGCAGGCCGUCGCUGUGACACUGUGGUGGAUGGCUGUAAAGGCAAACCCUGCAGGAAUGGUGGAACGUGCGCGGUUGCCAGCAACACUGGCCGCGGCUUCAUCUGCAAAUGCCCUCCGGGCUUCGUGGGUGCCACCUGCGAGAACGACUCCCGCACCUGUGGAAACCUGCACUGCCUGAAUGGUGGCACCUGCAUCUCCAUCCACAAGAGCUCCAAGUGCAUGUGCGCACCAGCCUUCACGGGUCCUGAGUGCCAGUACCCGGCCAGCAGCCCCUGCACAUCCAACCCCUGCUACAACGGGGGCACCUGCGAGUUCUUCGGCGAUGCCUCCCCCUACUAUCGGUGCAACUGCCCGGCCAACUUCAACGGCCUCAACUGCCACAUCCUCGACUUUGAUUUCCAAGGUGGGAUUGGACAGGAUAUCAUCCCACCCAAAAUUGAGGAGAAGUGUGAGAUUGCAGUUUGUGCGGGGUAUGCUGGCAACAAGAUCUGCGAUGGGAAAUGCAACAACCAUGCCUGCGGCUGGGAUGGGGGCGACUGCUCCCUCAAUUUCAACGACCCCUGGAAGAACUGCUCCCAGUCUCUGCAGUGCUGGAAGUACUUCAACGAUGGCAAGUGCGAUGCUCAGUGCAAUAACCCUGGCUGCCUCUACGAUGGAUUUGACUGCCAGAAGUAUGAAGGGCAGUGCAACCCUCUCUAUGAUCAGUACUGCAAAGAUCACUUCUCGGAUGGUCACUGUGACCAGGGCUGCAAUAAUUUUGAGUGUGAAUGGGAUGGUCUGGACUGUGCAAACAACAUGCCAGAGAAGCUUGCUGAUGGCACGCUGGUGGUGGUGGUCCUCAUCACUCCCGAGAACCUGAAGAACAACUCUUUCAACUUCCUGCGGGAGCUGAGCCGCGUGCUGCACACCAACGUGGUCUUCAAGAAGAACCCCAAGGGAGAAUAUAUGAUCUUCCCAUACUAUGGCAAUGAGGAGGAGCUGAAAAAGCAUUACAUCAAGAGGUCAACAGAGGACUGGUCGGAUAUGUCUAGUGCUGUCAUCAACAAAGUAAAGAGCAGCUUCUACUCCAGGUCUGGCAGAAGGCAGAAGAGAGAGCUCGAUCAGAUGGACAUCAGAGGAUCCAUCGUCUACUUGGAAAUUGAUAACCGCCAGUGCAUCCAGUCGUCUUCCCAGUGCUUCCAGAGUGCAACCGAUGUGGCGGCGUUCCUGGGUGCCUUGGCCUCCCUUGGCAACCUGAACAUACCCUAUAAAAUAGAAGCUGUUAAAAGUGAAACAGCUGAGCCCACGACGAACUCCCAGCUGUAUCCUAUGUACGUGGUGGUGGUUGCAGUGGUCUUGCUUGCUUCCGUUGGAGUGGGAGUAUUGGUGUCUCGUAAGCGGCGCAGGGAGCAUGGGCAGCUUUGGUUCCCAGAAGGCUUCAAAGUGACAGAGUCGAGCAAGAAGAAGCGGCGAGAACCACUUGGAGAGGAUUCUGUUGGACUGAAACCCCUCAAAAAUGCUUCAGAUGGCACACUGAUGGAUGACAACCAAAAUGAGUGGGGUGAUGAGGAGACCUUGGACACCAAGAAAUUCAGGUUUGAGGAGCAGGCGAUGCUGCCCGACACGGACGAUCAGACAGAUCACAGGCAGUGGACCCAACAGCACCUGGAUGCCGCCGACCUGCGCAUCUCCUCCAUGGCACCUACUCCACCGCAGGGAGAAAUCGAUGCAGACUGUAUGGAUGUCAACGUCAGAGGUCCUGAUGGCUUCACCCCCCUCAUGAUCGCCUCGUGCAGCGGAGGAGGGCUGGAGACUGGCAAUAGCGAAGAGGAAGACGAUGCUCCCGCCGUCAUCUCAGAUUUUAUUUACCAAGGCGCCAGUUUACACAACCAGACUGACCGCACCGGCGAGACAGCGCUUCACCUGGCAGCCAGGUACUCCCGAUCCGAUGCUGCCAAGCGCCUGCUGGAAGCCAGUGCUGAUGCAAACAUCCAGGAUAACAUGGGCAGGACACCCCUCCACGCUGCUGUCUCUGCCGAUGCCCAAGGUGUCUUCCAGAUCCUGAUUAGGAACAGGGCAACCGAUCUCGACGCCCGAAUGCACGACGGGACCACUCCCCUGAUCUUGGCCGCUCGCUUGGCAGUGGAGGGUAUGCUGGACGAUCUCAUCAACUGCCAUGCAGACGUCAAUGCUGUGGAUGAUCUAGGCAAGUCAGCACUGCACUGGGCAGCUGCUGUGAAUAAUGUUGAAGCUGCAGUAGUCCUCCUGAAGAAUGGUGCCAAUAAGGAUAUGCAGAACAAUAAGGAGGAGACACCGCUGUUCCUCGCAGCCAGAGAAGGGAGCUACGAAACCGCCAAGGUCCUGCUGGACCAUUUUGCCAACCGCGACAUCACAGACCACAUGGACCGGCUCCCACGGGACAUUGCCCAGGAGCGCAUGCACCACGAUAUCGUGAGGCUGCUGGACGAGUACAACCUGGUGCGGAGCCCACCACUGCACAACGGCCCACUGGGUGCUCCCACGCUGUCCCCACCGCUCUGCUCUCCCAACAGCUACAUCAGCAACCUGAAACCUGCCGUCCAGGGCAAGAAGGCCAGAAAGCCAAGUACCAAGGGCCUGAGCUGCAACGGCAAGGAUGCCAAAGACCUCAAAGCCCGGAGGAAAAAGUCACAAGAUGGAAAAGGAUGUCUGCUUGACAACUCCAGCGUGUUGUCUCCAGUGGACUCCCUGGAGUCGCCCCAUGGGUACCUGUCGGAUGUUGCCUCUCCUCCACUGAUGACCUCUCCAUUUCAGCAGUCCCCUUCCAUGCCUCUGAAUCAUCUGCCAGGCAUGCCUGAUGCCCACAUGAGCAUCAAUCACCUCAACAUGGCGGGGAAGCAGGAUAUGGCCAUGGGAAACUCCAGCAGGAUGGCCUUCGAUUCAGUGCCGCCGCGUCUCUCUCACCUCCCUGUCUCCAGCCCCAGCACAGCGAUGAGCAAUGCCCCGAUGAAUUUCUCCGUCGGCGGAGCGGCCGGUCUGAACGGGCAGUGCGACUGGCUCACCAGGCUGCAGAACGGCUUGGUUCAGAAUCAGUACAACCCGAUGAGAGGCAACAUGCAACCAGGGGCGCAUCAGCAGACGCAAAACCUUCAACACGGCAUGAUGACCUCCCUGCACAACGGCUUGCCCAGCACAAGCUUGUCGCAGAUGAUGAGCUACCAGGCCAUGCCCAACACCCGGCUGGCUUCCCAGCCUCACCUGAUGCAGAGCCAGCAGCUCCAGCAGAUGCAGCAGCAACAGCUCCAGCAGCAAAACAUGCAGCCGCAGCAACAGCCGCAGCAACCCCAGCAGCAGCCGCAGCAGCAGCAGCAGCAGCCGCAGCAACAUCACAACCCCAGCUCCAACACGAGCAGCCACAUCGCCCAAAAUUUCCUUGGUACCGAGCUGAGCCAGCCCGACAUGCAGCCGGUGAGCAGCAGUACCAUGGCAGUCCACACCAUCCUGCCUCAAGAUUCCCAGAUGCUGCCCACGUCUCUGCCAUCCUCCCUCGCCCAGCCCAUGACCACCACACAGUUUCUAACUCCACCUUCCCAGCACAGUUAUUCCUCCCCCUUGGACAACACCCCCAGCCACCAGCUCCAGGUGCCCGACCACCCUUUCCUAACGCCGUCUCCAGAGUCACCGGACCAGUGGUCCAGCUCGUCUCCUCACUCCAACGUGUCCGACUGGUCCGAGGGCAUCUCCAGCCCUCCCACGAGUAUGCAGUCACAGAUGGGACACAUCCCCGAAGCCUUCAAGUAA